Molecule: messenger RNA, 995 nt
Organism: Maylandia zebra (zebra mbuna)
Lineage: Eukaryota; Metazoa; Chordata; Actinopteri; Cichliformes; Cichlidae
Source: RefSeq, a predicted model, not a curated record
GACACCAUGCAGGUGAUAAAGGGACAGCAAGUCAACUCUGCUCUGAAGGCAGAUCUAUUCAAGUGCAACAAAAAAUGAACACUACCGUCACACCAACCGAGCCCCCACAGGGUACCUGUCCACGCAGCCGGCUUCUUAAUGUCACUGGACCAAGGGUCUACACAGCAGGAGAAUAUCCUGGCUCGUACGCUUACGGAGCCUGGGGUCGUGAUCCCAGACCAGAGGAAGGCAAAGAAAGCUGGUACUGGCUGGUCAUGUUGACUUCCAGUAAUAUAUAUGCCCACUAUGUUCGUCUUUACAGCAGUCUGAGUUCUCUCAUCAUUGGAGUGAGCGUCCCAGGUAACGUCCAGAUCCACUCCUCAAACCCAACUACCAACACCAUCCAGGGUCCAAAUAAUGUUCUGUAUGGAGGGGCUUUGUACUACAACUGUUACAACCAAGAUUAUGUUUGUCGAUUCAAUCUCACCACUAAAAGUGUCACAACCUUACAACUACCAAAAGGCACCAGGUACAACUCAAAAGGUAACUUCUGCCAUCUUGAGGAAUGCUACCCAUACACUGACCUGGACCUGGCAACAGAUGAGUCUGGUAUCUGGGUGGUCUACACCACCACUCAGGACUUUGGCAAUUUGGUUCUCUCCAAGCUAGAGGAGGGUGAAACACCGGUGCUUGGAAAGACCUGGCGCACUUCAAUCUACAAGCGGGCAGUGACCAACACCUUCAUGGCGUGUGGCGUUCUCUAUGCAACACGUUACAUUAACAAGGAGGUCGAGGAGAUCUUUUACUCAUUCAACACCGUGACGGGACAGGAGAAGUUCAACAUUGGCAUCUUCAUGAACAAGAUGUCUACCAACAUUCAAAGCCUAAAUUACAGCCCUGUGGACCAGAUGCUGCAUGCUUACUGUGACUCCAACAUGGUUUCCUACAAGGUGUUGUUUGGGUAAAUUGUUAUGUUGAUGCUUAAAGCCAAUUUUCACAUAAAUGAAAUAAACAUU